Messenger RNA from Amaranthus tricolor (Joseph's coat), 1590 nucleotides. RefSeq names its product peroxidase 57-like. Gene Ontology annotation, cellular component: plasmodesma; plant-type cell wall. Lineage: Eukaryota; Viridiplantae; Streptophyta; Magnoliopsida; Caryophyllales; Amaranthaceae. The record is from RefSeq and is a predicted model, not a curated record. The coding region runs from base 171 to 1259 and encodes 362 amino acids. Gene Ontology annotation, molecular function: heme binding; peroxidase activity. The transcript has 4 exons. Gene Ontology annotation, biological process: hydrogen peroxide catabolic process; response to oxidative stress.
CCAAGUUGUAGAAAUGUGUUCAAAUAAUGGGAUAUGAAGUAUAUUAUAGUAUCAAGUAGACUAUUUUAAAUUGGAUUCUUUAGCUACUACAAUUCAUAUAAAUUUAUUACAAAUAUCAAAUUUUCUUUCAAACACCCUUAGAUAAAUUAUCGAGUUGAGAAAGCACAAAAAUGAAGAAUUUAGUAGUUAUCGUUGUUAUUGUUGGGAUAAUCUCGACUUUUAGUAAAGUGAGUCAUUGUUAUCGUUAUAGAAGUAGUUUGCAAAUAGGGCCUAUCAUAAUUGGUGGAGGGGGACAUUCUCGUUCACCACCACUUUCGCCACCACCUCCCCAUUCGACUCCUCCUAGUCCUACUUCUUCUAAGUUGAAGGUAGGAUUCUAUAAGGGGUUAUGCCCUAAUAAAAGUGUUGAUAUUGAGGCAAUUAUUAGCGUUAAAGUUGAGGAAGCAUUUGACAAGAAACCCUCUAUUCUUCCGGCCCUUCUUCGCAUGCAAUUUCAUGAUUGUUUUGUCCAUGGGUGUGAUGCAUCAAUAUUAAUAGACGGACUUUCAAGUGAGAAAACCGCAGGCCCAAAUCUUAGUGUGAGGGAAUAUGAGUUGAUCGAUGCUCUUAAAAAGGUUGCUGAAGCUCAAUGUCCAGGAGUUGUUUCUUGUGCAGAUAUUAUAGCUAUUGCCACUAAAGAAGUCAUUAAAAAGGGUAAAGGACUUGCAUAUCCUGUAGAAACUGGACGAAGAGAUGGACUCAUAGCAAGAGCCCAAGAUGUUAAUCUUCCAAGUCCUUUUGGUUCCGUCUCUGAAAGCAUUGCGGCUUUUGACAAAAAGAAUUUCACUAUUGAAGAAAUGAUCGUUCUUUUAGGUUGCCAUACAGUGGGAAUAUCACACUGUGUGUUCUUCGAAGAUCGGCUAUACGAAGGAAAAAGCCUAUUCGACCCAGAAAUGAACUCAACUCUUAAGGAAGAAUUAAAGCAAGUAUGCCCACAAAACAAGGGAUCAGAUAACUUCACUUUUCUUGAUCAAAAUCCAAUCAGCUCAAAUCUUGUUGAUAACUCUUUUUUUGAACAAAUUGUAAAAAAUAGAGGAAUCCUCCCCAUUGAUCAAGCACUUGCUCGAGACCCUCAAACUAAAGAUUUUGUUAAUCAGCUGGCACAAAAUCCUAAUUUAUUCCCUACUUUGUUGGUUGAUGCUAUGAUUAAGCUACAAGCACUUGAUGUUCUAACUGGUGAUCAAGGACAAAUUAGGAAUGUUUGUAGUAAAUUUAAUUGAUAUUUUUUAUAUCGCACUUUGCGGAAAUUAAUUAAUUCUUACUGUAAACGGUGAACGGGAUGAUGAUAACGAGUUGGUUAUACUGUUUUGUAGACCAAGUUAGGUGAGUGGGUUUGAAAAAUAUACUCGUAUGUUCCUUUGAUUUUACAACAGAUAGAUUUAUAAAUAUAUAGUGUAGUAAAAUCAAAACAAUAAGGAGAAUACAUACUAAUUUGUUACUCUCUAUGUUUGUAUUUAAGUAUUUUCAAGUUUUUUUAAAAAAAAAUUCUGAUUUAUGAAAGGAGUAACGUAGAGUUCAAGAUAAUGAGAAAAUAACAAUUUUAUUCUUAUU